This is a messenger RNA of Hemicordylus capensis (graceful crag lizard), 7405 nucleotides long. RefSeq names its product adenosine monophosphate deaminase 2 (gene AMPD2). Bases 412 to 2889 code for a protein of 825 amino acids. The transcript is spliced from 18 exons. Gene Ontology annotation, molecular function: AMP deaminase activity. NCBI's taxonomy places the organism in Eukaryota, Metazoa, Chordata, Lepidosauria, Squamata, Cordylidae. Gene Ontology annotation, biological process: AMP metabolic process; IMP salvage. Gene Ontology annotation, cellular component: cytosol. The record is from RefSeq and is a predicted model, not a curated record.
AAGACUGGGGCUGAGCAGGGCGGGGAGAAACGGUGCGCAAUCUCGGUCGCCCGCCUUGUGGGAGCAACCGAUCGAUCCUACAGCCCGAUCCUAUGCUGGUUUACUCGAAAGAAAACCCUACGCUGAGGCUUGCUCCCAAAUAAACCUCAGCACAAUUGCAGCCUUUGUGUUCUUAUCCAGUGCACACCCGCUGGUGUAUUGGCGGUGCACACGGUGCUUCUGACACAGGAUCCGGCGGGCACGAUCGACGGCGAGGGAACUUUGAUCCGCUCCUUGUCUGGGAGGACUGCGCUCUCCAUCAAUCAAUAGCAAGGGGCGCGGCCCAGCUCAGGCCCCGCCUCUUUCUGGAGCACGGGAGAGUAGCAGCGCCGGGUCCGAGACUUCAGCGGAGCAUCUGAAGAAGGGAGCAAAAUGUCGUCUGGCAUCGUGCCUUCCAAGAGCGGUUCCCCGCUGAGGAAGCGAAUCAGUCUUCAGGCUCCCAUCGCAGGAGAAGUCCACGGAGGGCCACGGUCCCGCCAACUACAGCCUGCACGGUCCCUUCCAGGGCCUACCCACUGCCUGAAGCAUUUUCCUGUUGACCUGCGCACGUCCAUGGAUGGCAAGUACAAAGAGAUUGCUGAGGAGCUGUUCUGCCGCUCAUUGGCUGAUAGCGAGAUGCGCAGUGCUCCCUAUGAGUUCCCUGAAGAUAGCCCCAUUGAACAGCUGGAGGAGAGACGUCAGCGGCUGGAGCGGCAAAUCAGCCAGGAUGUGAAACUAGAACCUGACAUUUUACUCAGAGCCAAACAGGACUUCCUGAAAAUUGACAGUGCUGCUGACUUACAAUUAUUUAAAGAGCAGAGUGAGGACCUGGUGGAUCAUUUCCCCAAAGAGCGAGAUGUGCUUCUAGAGAGGGAGUUCCAGAGGGUCACCAUUACUGGAGAAGAGACAUGUGGGGUGCCCUUCACAGACCUGUUGGAUGCUGCCAAGAGUGUGGUGAAGGCCUUGUUCAUUCGGGAGAAGUACAUGGGGCUGUCUCUGCAAAGCUACUGCAAGACCACAGCCCGCUUCCUACAGGACCUUUCAGAAAAGCCCUUGGCCCCAAGGAUGUAUGAGGAGAUCCCUGAAACCCCUGUGGCUGCAGAUGCUCCAGUUCACCCACCAUUUGCAAUUCGGCAUCCUUAUGAGAAAUGUGAACCUGAAUCAAUGCCGGGAGACCUUGGCUUCGGCCUCAAGAUGGUCGGUGGAGUGGUUCAUGUGUACACCAAACGGGACAUCACUGACAAGUCCACGGAACUGGACUUGCCUUACCCUGACCUGCAGGAGUUCGUUGCUGACAUGAAUGUCUUAAUGGCUCUGAUUAUUAAUGGUCCCAUAAAAUCCUUCUGCUACAGACGGCUGCAAUACCUGAGUUCAAAGUUCCAGAUGCAUGUUCUACUUAAUGAGAUGAAAGAGUUGGCUGCCCAGAAGAGGGUGCCCCAUCGUGACUUCUACAAUAUCCGAAAGCAGGUGGACACGCACAUCCAUGCAUCAUCCUGCAUGAACCAGAAGCAUCUGUUGCGCUUCAUCAAACGGGCAAUGAAGAAGCACCUAGAGGAAAUUGUCCAUGUGGAGAAGGGCAAGGAGCAAACCCUGAAGGAGGUCUUUGAGACCAUGAACCUCACAGCCUAUGACCUCAGUGUGGACACACUUGAUAUGCAUGCGGAUCGUAACACCUUCCAUCGCUUUGACAAGUUCAAUGCCAAAUACAACCCCAUAGGAGAGUCUGUCCUGCGUGAGAUUUUCAUCAAGACGGACAAUCAAGUCUCUGGGAAAUACUUUGCCCAUAUCAUCAAGGAGGUGAUGUCAGACCUGGAAGAGAGCAAGUAUCAGAAUGCAGAACUGCGGCUUUCCAUCUACGGUCGAGCACGGGACGAGUGGGACAAGUUGGCCAAGUGGGCCGUGACACACAAGGUGCAUUCCAACAACGUGCGCUGGCUGGUGCAGGUGCCUCGUCUGUUCGAUGUGUACAAGACAAAGAAGCAACUGGCCAACUUCCAGGAGAUGCUGGAGAACAUUUUCCUACCCCUCUUUGAAGCGACUGUCCAUCCUGCCAGCCACCCAGAUCUGCACCUCUUCUUGGAGCAUGUGGAUGGUUUUGACAGUGUGGAUGAUGAAUCCAAACCAGAACACCACAUCUUCAACCUAGACAGCCCCUUGCCUGGGAACUGGAUGGAAGAGGACAAUCCACCCUAUUCCUAUUACCUUUACUACACAUAUGCCAACAUGGUGGUGCUGAAUCACUUGCGCAGGAAGAGAGGCUUCCACACCUUCGUGCUGCGGCCCCACUGUGGAGAGGCAGGGCCCAUCCAUCACCUGGUAUCAGGUUUUAUGCUGUCGGAGAACAUAUCACAUGGCCUCCUGCUUCGCAAGGCACCCGUGCUGCAGUAUCUCUACUACCUGGCCCAGAUUGGCAUAGCCAUGUCUCCACUCAGCAACAACAGCCUAUUCUUGAGCUACCAUCGUAACCCGCUCCCAGAAUACCUGUCCCGGGGCCUCAUGGUCUCCCUCUCCACAGAUGACCCACUGCAGUUCCACUUCACUAAGGAGCCCCUGAUGGAGGAAUACAGCAUUGCCACACAGGUGUGGAAGCUCAGCUCCUGUGACAUGUGUGAACUUGCACGCAACAGUGUUCUCAUGAGUGGCUUUUCCCACAAGGUAAAAAGCUACUGGCUGGGACCCAACUACCUGAAGGAAGGGCCUGAGGGCAACGACAUACGUCGCACCAAUGUGCCAGACAUCCGGGUGGCCUUCCGCUAUGAGACACUUUGCCAGGAGCUGACCCUCAUCACGCAAGCAGUGCAGACAGAGGAACUGGAGACCAUCCAGGAGGAAGAUUCUUUGACCAUGAGUUCUGGCCUAGGUGCUCGCUGAAGGAUGCUGGUUCUCAAUCUCCCACUCAGCCCCAGCUUGGCUUGUCCAGGUGGGGCUGUCUCAGAGCAUGAAGAGACCUCCCUGCCCCACAGAUCUCUUUAAUUUUCUGUUGUGUUUUUUGUUUUUAAGUAUACUGUUACCAUCUGUAUUUCCUGGAAUGGGGAUAUCUUUUGUUUGCAUAUAUUAUCUGCUGGGGCACUCUGAGUGGGGAAUGGUUAAAAACCCCUACUGGAGUCUAGUAUGAAGGGGAGCAAACACCCUGCAAGUGGGAUUGGAGAGCUGGCAGUGCUGUUGAUGAGUGCAGGCUAGCAGCAGAGGCUGGAGAGUUGGGUACAAGCUUGUGGAAGGGAGCCAUUGAGCAAACCUUGGAGGGCCCUAGCAGGCAAAUUCAUGGGCACAGAGGCCCCAUGAAGCACAAGUACGUAAGCACAUGUACUGGUUAUAAUUGGAAUGGGAUGCUGUCUGUGUGGUGUUCUUAGUGUGUGGCCAACCCAGGGGCUAAAGUGUAGCAGUGCAGCUGAAGUGCAUGGGCAUUUGCAAGGUGCAGAUUUGGGGUGCUCUGCUGCCUUGAAUUUGUUUCCACAUCAAGCCUUCUCCUUGCCUGUUGCUAGCUGCAGCUUCCUAUUGGCUAAUGAAGCAUUCUCUGCGUUGAGCCGCCCUGCCUGUUAUCCUCAGCACAGCAUGUUGCCACAGCUCUUGCUCAGCAAUGGCCUUCACCCAUCAGUGUUAGAUUCCAGUGCCAAGAGACAGUCUUUGCUUUUCCUAUCAGAGCCCCACUCAUCUCUUUGGCUUGGGGAAAGUAUAAAUCCUUGAACCCCUUCAUGGGAUUACUGUGUAUGCGGUGGAGAGGGGGUGGACGUGGACCUUCAGUCUAGCCCAAGAUAAUAAAGAGAGGCUAGCAUGCCAGUUACAGGCAUUUUUAACUUUUUUGUGUCUCUCUGUCCUUUUCUGCAAUCAUGAUGUAUCGGAAGCAGGGUUGCAUGUCCUUCUUAAAAUGUUACAAGAGUAGGUUAAAGGUAGUUCUGGUGCUGGAAGGAUAACGUUGUUCUCUAGGGGAAAGUCUUGGCUCCAAGACACUUGCCUGGUAUGGUGGAAGAUCAGAGGAAAUGGCCUUUGCCUUAGGGGCAAGACAGAUGUCAUUUGGGGAAGUCCUGAUUCGCUCUCCCAAGGCUGGUUUUGAAAAUAAAAUCAUUUGCAGGGAAACUGCUCUGACUGGUGUGCUACUGGAUGGGGAGAAUUUAAACGUUUUCCUAAUUGUGUUGCCUUUCUAUCGAAAUCAUCCACCCAAAAGCUGCUGUUAGCCAGGCAGUAUGGCUAGAGUGAAGAUACUUUUAUUGUGCCUUUACAUUUCUUUUGCUGCAAGUCUAGCAGCUUUGAGUGGGGGUCCGAUCUAGAUUGCAAAAUGAUAAGGGGGAAAGGGUUACUCUCCUCCCCAGUCAGAAUCUACUCCAGUCAGAAUCAGCUCCCCUUAUAGGUGCGUUGAAGUAGCAAUGGAGGGGGGAUGUCUGGGAGAGUCAGUCAUGGGUCCCCCACAUCUCUUUUUGGCCACAUAUCAAGACAAGAUGUUUAGGACUGUCACACUUUGUUUACGACUAUGACAAUGACAUUAUUUAUGUAGAGAAAUAAAGAUGGCUCCCUGUCCCCAAAGGGCUCACAAUCUUAAAAAGAAACAUAAGACAGACACCAGCAACAGUCUCUGGAGGGAUACUGUGCUGGGGGUGGAUAGGGCCAGUUGCUCUCCCCCUGCUCAAUAAAGAGAAGCACCACUUUUAAAAGGUGCCUUUUUGCCAGUUAGUAUCAUCCUGGAGGGGUUUAUGCAAGGGGAGGGCAUGGGGAGGCAUGGCUUAGCACAGUGUCCUCAUCCAUUGGUUCACCUGUAUUUUCUCCACUCUUAAAUAAUCACAUUUAUUAAUGUAGAGAGUCUGACUUUUCUGAGAACGGUGGUAAGCAGUGCAGUAACUGCAUGUGUGGAUGGUUGUUGGUGCUAUUGUUCUGUCUCUCUGUUGAGAGACACAUAUGCCUGGCUGGAACAGACCAUGACUGAAACAGGAGGGAUAAAAGAGUAAGGGUCAGUCUACUGAGUCCCAAAAAUGACAUGUCAUCUCCUCUGUGGUGCGGAAGGAACAUUGUGAUUCUGUAUGUCGCUGCAGCUAGAAAAACAGGGACUGGCUGGCACUACAUAGAGCAUGUCUGGAAGUGCCCUUGUGAGAGAGCCUUAGAUGUGCCUGGGGAGCGAUACUCCUGCCUAGUCCGCUUUUGUCCAAGACUGGCUGCUUCCUGGUUGCUGUGGGUUGAGGACAAGUGGGAAUGUUUAGCAAUCAGUACCUAGCAAGGAGAACGUACCCUUCUCUCAUGCUUGGAUAUACCACUCAGAUGACUGACUUCCUUAUCCUCUGUAGCAGGGGGUUGAGGAGGCAACUACUUGUCAGGUCUGCCCUUACAUAAUACAUAUGUAUGUAGGAUUCGGGAUGUGCACUGGGCUUGGUUGGGCCUGAUUGCAGACCAGCCAGCCUACGUGGCAAACCAGUUUGGCCCAAACAGUUGGUGCACACCACUACCCUUUACCAGUCCACUGAACUGGUUCGACCCAGUUUGGCCGAAUGGACUGGCCCCCCUGGUUGGUUCGACCAAACUAGGUCGCAGAACCCCGGUCCGGUUCAAAUUCAAUCCAAAUUCGAACUGAACUGCAUAAACCAGUUCCAGGCACACCGCUAGGGACCUUCUUUCUAUAACAGACAAGAAUAAACACCAUUGCAAUUAUUAUUAUUAAAAAUAUUUAUAUACUGCUUUUCAACAACAAAAGUCCUCAACAAAAGUUCUAAAUAGCAAAAAGUAUGUGAAAAUGGUUUUCUGUCCCAAAAGGGUUCACAAGCUUCGUUGUAAACCGCCCAGAGAUGUAAGUUUUGGGUGAUAUAAAUAUGAUAAAUAAAAUAAAUAAACAACCGUUAAAAAAAAAAUCAUGCACCAGCAGUACCCACUGGAGCGAUGCUGUGCUGGGCUGAACAAGGGCCUCCUUCUGAGUAUAGAGCCACCACUUUAAAAAGUGCCUCUUUCCCAGUUAGCAGCGUUCAGCUUUCUUAUCAGCAAAGCUGCUGCCGUUCUGGGAACAGAUAGAAAUCUACUUGUGGUGGGAGUGGGAAUCUGGAGGUUGUGGUUGUGGUGGGAAUCUGGAGGAGGGAACAUGUUUUAACUUCUCCUUCCUAUGAAGCCAUGUUGCCAAAACCAGACACAUGCAACAAGACAAAGAAGGAGAUGGAUCCAGGCCUUUCUCAAUUGUACAUGUUGAGUCUUGCACAGUGAAAUGUCUGGUAGAAGGCGAGUCCCUACAAAGGACUUCCUCGGCAAAUUCCUGGCUAAAGGAGUCACCAGCAUGGAGUUCUUGAACCUUGCCAAUAGGCAGCCCACCGCACUUGGGAAACUGGGCCUUGGCCACCUCUUUAGCAAUGUUUGUGCAGCCACUUGUAGCAGAGAAUUCCUUGUGAGCAUGCCCUCCUAGAGUAGGAAACCAGCCUCAAACAGCAUCUGCUCUAGUCUUUUCUAGCUUUUAGACAAAUUUUUGUAUGCUCACUUUUAAAAUCAAUGACAGCCCAUUUUUCCAGUGUGACUUCCCACUUGCUGCUGAAUACUUCUGAUCUGAUCAGAAGCUUUGAGUGGGGAAUACUUCUGAUCUUAAAACAGUUUUAAUUCAGUGGAAAAAGAGAUUGCUGGAUAUUGAGUGGGUGCUGGGCAGCCGCUAAAAAGAAAUCCUUCUGAAGUGGGUAGAGAGAUUGCAAAACUCUCCCUCUGGGCUGCUUUGGACCAUGGUCUGAGAGGAAAUUACAAAAUGUAGCCCGUGCCUUGACUAGGAUAGUGCAUGCAGUGUGCCAAGAAUGGGUAGUUCCCCUUUGUGAUUCUACUUCCAAAAUGAGCACUUACUCUACUUUAAAGUCCCUGUUUUCGUAUUUGUCCAUGAGAGAGUGAGACCAUUCUUAAAGGGCCACGUGCUUGUCUAGCAUCUCAUUUUUGUGGUCUGGAACCUUUCCCUCCCUACCUCCAUGAUUUUGUUUGGGAUCUUGCUAAGUACCAAAAGUCUGCAAUAGAGAUAUUAUCUCUUGAUUUUGACCAGAAAACAUGUUUUGUAGAUUAGAAUUGCAAUGUUUUGGCUCAAAGCAAGGUUGUUCCUUAAGUUUUCUGAAGAUGUGAAGCAUCAACUUAGCCCAGGGGGUGGACAGUAACUGGUCUGUGUUUGAAAUGUUCAUUUUACACACACACAUACCCCAAUCCGCCCCCCCCCCCCGCUUGCCACAACCUGCCUUGCUUCCCUUUGGUACUUAGUGGGUAUACACCAUGUUAGUUUUUGCUUUGUCUGUUGGAGAUGAAAUGUAUACCUACCCACCCACCCCCCGGAAAUCACUGCAUCUCCUGUUACUGAUAUCUCUGUGUAGUUUGAAUGAACUCUAUUUGUUUGUGCUGCAAUGUGAUGUUAGAAAUCCUAUCAAACACAAGCAUGAUCAUCAUUAAAGAUUAUUUAAGUAAA